Molecule: messenger RNA, 417 nt
Organism: Parasteatoda tepidariorum (common house spider)
Lineage: Eukaryota; Metazoa; Arthropoda; Arachnida; Araneae; Theridiidae
Product: 33 kDa inner dynein arm light chain, axonemal
Cellular component (GO): ciliary base; axoneme
Molecular function (GO): dynein heavy chain binding
Source: RefSeq, a predicted model, not a curated record
AUGAUGGAAUUGAAUGAACCCCCUAUUAUUAAGUAUGAACAAAUUCCUAUCGAGGAAGAUGCUGAAGAUAAGGAUUUAGAAGAGGAAUCGAGUGGAAGUUUUGAUGAUGAUACGAUGGAAGAAAGUGGGCCAUCGGAAAAUUUGUUAACUUCUGCAAUGGAGGAAGAGAAAGAACGAGUUGAUUCCGCAAAGGAAGAAAAUAUUUCCCGAAUUCUGGAUUUUACUUUCAUUCCCAGGAAGAUCGAAAAGGACGGAGAAAAUUAUUUACUUCGUCUGUCCAGAAGGCCAGCCAAUAGAGAUGAAAUAAUAGAAUUGAGUAAAACAUUCGAUAAAGUUUUGAAAGAACGUAGAGUUAGAAUGAAAGGUUUCUGUCCGAUUCGAAGAGAACUUUAUGACUUUCUCUUCGGUGAGUUUUAA